UUUUCUGUACACUGGAUAGCAAGAGCACCAGACUUACGUACGUAUAGAGAAAUUUUCCAUAGGGACUUCCGAUUUCUCGAAUUCUCACAAUCGAGAAUGGCAUUUGUUGAACAGAUGCUUCUUGGGCUUCUCAUCAUCCUGGUUGGCAUGGCAACCGCAUCAGUGUCCAUUGGGGAUCCUCUUCAAGACAAUGACGACUUUCUUUGGGAAGAGACCCCCAGCCGAGAUGUUGUGGAUCACACCGACAUGCUGAACUUUGACCCAUCCACCAGGACAAUGCGGAAUAAAAGCCCAAAGAAUGAGAAAAAAUACUCGGCUUUGAUUGAGGAGUGUCGGACGGAUCUCAUUCAGUGUCGUCAGAACCUGGCCGAUUUCCAUGAGAAGACGCUCAUUGAUGCGAUGUAUGAUAAAAAUGAGGCCCAUGAUAAGGUGGGAAGUUGCAAGAAGGAGUUGACCACAUGCCAGGAGGAUCUAGCUGAUUGUAAGUUGGGUUAUAACAUCAAUAUGCCGGCCCCAGCGGAUGAAUCGCUGGAGUCACCCUGUAAACUGGAACAGAUGUUCUUCCGUCGGUUUGCCAAACGUUUCAUCAAUUUGCUGAUUGCUGAGAGCACAGAUGACAAGGAUUCUCCACUUGAAGCAGAAAUCCGAGUGGAGCUUGGUACCUACAGCUGGAGCAAACUCCGUCAGUUUGUCCAGCAGAAAGGAAAGGUCAAACUAGUGGAUGCUCAUGACCUGAUGGACGAUAUGCUGGUCAGCGCUCGCCAUGACAACAUGACAGACAAACCCGGCUGGCUGGAAAGGAUGACAGGAAUGGAUCCGACAAACAUUAAAUUUUAUGUCCUGCUGUUUCUCCUCAGCGUCAUAGUGAUUGUAUUCGAGUCCAAGACGCAGGCAACAUGGUGGCAGCAACUUAGUGCUGUCUUUGUUGUCUUGUUUCUCAUCAGCGUCGGCUGGAACUGGAUCUACCUCUACAAGAAAGAGUUGGCGCAUAAGAUUUCCAACAUGCAGAAAGACAGAGAGAUGCCAGCGCAUUGUACGCCAGACAAGAUGACGUGGUGGGAUUCCAUCAAGGAAGUCUUCCGCAAACAGUUGACCUUCCAGGAAGACGCUUGUGAUGUCUAUCAUGAGAACAUCCUGGUGGAUCCUAUUUAUGAAGUGCCUCCAACAAGGGCAAUCUCCCACACUGUCUCUGUCAUGUUCAUGGAGCCGUUGAAACCUUUAGGCAAGCACAUCGCGGACUUCAACCGCGAGCUCUUCAGGGAUCUGCCGUACUUUGCUUGGAUCCCGGCUUUCUUAACAGUGCCAGUCAUUGUGGUUACCAUAUGCAUAGCGAUGUACUACUGCCCGUGCCUGGGCCGCAGGAGGAAAGAUGUUGCAGCUCAGGAGAGAGUCCGUCAAUUGGAGGAUCAGUUGAGAGAAAGAGACGCCAUCGAUCGGAGACGGGAAAGGCUUCAAGAAUUGGAGUACCCUCGGAAGGUUGGCUACCAAGUUGCCCAACCAGCACCCAUGCCGGCCCUGAACCCAUACAUGGACGGGGGACACCUCCAAGAUAUUCCACAAGCCCAACACCAGCGUCACCAAUAUCCCAAUCAACCUUUGGCUGCUGAGGAACCACCAGCCAGGGUGAGGCGCAGACCACGUGGCAGCAGUGAAUCUGAUGUUCUCCAGCAACGCCAGCCGCGACAGGCUCUCAACUUGGGUGCCCACGGGGCCCUGAGCGCCCCCUACCAUGGCGACGUAUCCGGCGGUGAUGACUCAUCUGAUGAUGCAGAUGAUCUCCGGGGGCAACGCCCUCGUGGUCUCCAUCUUGACGGAGUUCAGGGUAGGAGGGUUUCCCCAUCCAGGGUUGGUGUAUCUCGGGCGGCUUCGGAUGAGCGAUUGAGAUCCAAGAGAACAGAGAUUCAGGGACUGCCAGUAGAGUGCCCCAACUCAGAGCUGGAUUCUAUGGAAGAACGCUCCAAUUCUAGAAAGGCUGCCAAAACACAGGGUCCGUCAGAAGCAAGCCAGAAAGCCAGUGAGUACAGGACGGCAGCAAAAGGUGGUAGCUGCCAAGGCGAAGGACUGUCUGCAGACAAAGGCAUGGUUGGGGGAAUGGAACCAGAAGAGGAAGCUAAAGUCAGAAAGGAGAAGCCAAAGUCGGGAGAGGUUGCUGACACCGUCUCAGCUUCCAUCACUCCCUCUUCAUCCACUGAUUCAGAACCUUUUGUGACCUCAGCUCCGGGUUUGGACAGCCCUUCCAGUGUCUCGGUCAUUGAGGGGGACUCCAGCCCGGCCUCAGGGGGCAGCGUGGAUGGCGACACUCAUCUGCAGGGGUUAGGGAUGUCCCUGAGUGGUAGUAUCGAUAUCAUCGAGCCUCUGGGGCCUCUGGGAGGGGGAGGGGAAGGGGAUAGGAGUGAGGAUGGGCAGGAAUCAGAUGAGUUUGAGGUGCUGUCCAGAGAGCAAUGCCAGGCAGAAGAUAUGGAAUAAAGAGCCAGAUCAGCAGUUAUAAUGUGGGGAGUGUGGCCUAGUGGUUACGGUUCGUGUCUCACGAUCAGAGGGUCAGGAGUUCCAAUCCAGCUGCUGGUCGUAUGUUGUGUCCCUGG
This is a messenger RNA of Patiria miniata (bat star), 2582 nucleotides long. Its product is annotated as chloride channel CLIC-like protein 1. The record is from RefSeq and is a predicted model, not a curated record. Gene Ontology annotation, cellular component: membrane; endoplasmic reticulum. NCBI's taxonomy places the organism in Eukaryota, Metazoa, Echinodermata, Asteroidea, Valvatida, Asterinidae. Gene Ontology annotation, molecular function: chloride channel activity. Bases 97 to 2466 code for a protein of 789 amino acids. The transcript is spliced from 9 exons.